UUAAAAUUUGUAUUCUGCCCAGCCUGGUUCUAAUUCUUCACGCCCACGGAAUCUUAUAAACCUAUCAACCAAUCCAUUGCACAGUCCUUAUCUCUUGCAGGUCGUUAGAACGUGUGGUGACAUCGGGUUUGAUUAUGUCAAAUUUCUUUUACUGAUUAGCAGAGCGCCAACAAGGACCAAGUCCAUGGAUAAAGAGCCCUCUCUAUCCACCAUUCCUCACCUAUGAAUUUGCUAUUCUCCUCUCUUUUGCUUUUGUUUCUUACCUCCCAACAAUGGCCAACGCGUCGCUUGCCGCUCCGAUUCUUAUGAUUCUCACUAUAUCAGCCAUCUUUUUAGGAAAAGUUGAAGCAGAAGAUUCAAGAAUGACAUACAUUGUUCACAUGAUGAAGUCGAUGAAGCCUCAUCACUUUAACUUACACCAGCACUGGUAUUCUUCGAUGCUGAACCAUGUCUCAACAUCUGAUACUGGAAGUGACAUGUUAUAUACAUAUGAUACACUCUUGCACGGCUUUGCUGCUAGGAUGAGUAAAGAAGAGGCUGAAGCCAUGCAGAAUAUGGAUGGCUGCUUGGGCGUAAUCUUCUCUUCUCUCAAUCAAAUCGCCACAACGAGAACGCCUGAGUUCUUGGGGCUCACUUCUUCUUCUUCUUCGUCAGGAGUAUGGUCCAAAUAUUCGACUUAUGCUGAGGACAUUAUCAUAGGGGUGAUCGACACUGGAAUAUGGCCUGAAAGCCAAAGCUUCAAUGAUCAAGGCCUUGAACCCAUUCCUUCAAGAUGGAAGGGUGCAUGUGAAAACGGGCAGCGGUUCAAUUUUUCGCACUGUAAUAAGAAGAUCAUUGGAGCUCGAUAUUUUUUGAAAGGCUACGAACAGACAGAAUUUGUCAUCAACGAAACAUUGGAGUAUAAAUCUCCACGAGACAACAAUGGGCAUGGCACACAUACAGCUUCUACCAUUGCUGGGGCUGCAGUGUCUGCGACCAGUUUCUUGGGUUUCGCCAACGGAACUGCCAGAGGGAUGGCCCCACGGGCCAGGCUGGCAAUCUACAAAGUUUGUUGGGCGAAUGGCUGCGAUGAUGCAGACGUAGCUGCUGCCAUGGAACAAGCCAUUGCAGAUGGCGUGGACAUCAUUUCUUUGUCAAUUAGCUCGGAAGACCAGCCAUUUUACAAGGAUGCCAAAGCCAUCGCAGAAUUUGGGGCAAUCGAGAAGGGUGUUUUUGUUUCUGCGUCGGCAGGGAAUGAGGGACCUCGUUCAUAUUCUGUCGGUAAUCCAGCCCCCUGGAUUACUACCGUGGGUGCAAGCACCAUCGACAGAGAUUUCCCUGCUUCUCUAGUCUUGGGCAACCAAGACAAACAAAGGGGAACUUCUACGUACAGGGGUAGAUAUAAAAUUCAAGAGAGACCUCUUUCUCUGGUCUAUUCAUCUACCAACAGUAGUUCAAGUCGUUGCCUCGCCGGCAGCCUUGACCGAAAUAUAGUGGAGGGUAAAAUCGUGGUGUGUGAUCAAGAGGACUCUAGAAUCCCUGAUAAAGGCAACGAAGUGGCAAGAGCAGGGGGUGCAGGAAUGAUUGUAUCGAAUGGAGUGAGUUUUGGUGAACUGCAGCUCAUUACCAAUACUAACAAUCUACCGGCUAUCAAUGUGGGUUUUAGAGCUGGAGAAAAAAUCAAGGCCUAUAUCAACAACACGGGGAUUAAUGCUACUGCUACCUUGAGCCUCCCAGGAUUGACUGUAGUGGGAAAGACCGUGGCUGCUCCCAUUGUGGCGGGCUUUUCAUCCAGAGGACCGACUGUAGCAUACCCACAGAUUCUGAAGCCAGAUAUGAUUUCUCCCGGUGUGAACAUAUUGGCAGCAUAUGCGGAAGAGCGAGAAGAAGCCUUGCCCUACAUGUUUCUAUCAGGGACAUCCAUGGCCUGUCCUCAUGUCAGUGGCAUUGCAGCACUCAUUAAAGCUGUUCAUCCUACGUGGAGUCCAGCCGCCCUUAAGUCAGCUCUCAUGACUUCUUCUUCCAUUGUUGACAAUACAGAGCAGGCCAUCAGGGAUUCAUCGACCAUGGAAGCAGCCGACCCAUUUGCCAUUGGUGCCGGUCAGGUGAACCCAACAGGUGCAGUAAAUCCCGGGCUUGUUUAUGAUCUGGAACCUCAGGACUACGUCAACUUUCUCUGCACCCUCAAUUACACCUCUCAUCAGAUAGCCCUUCUCACCAAGAAAUCAGUUUCCUGUCCGAGUCCCAGUUUGGAAGUCGGAGAUCUCAACUACCCAUCGUUCUCUGUGCUGUUCAACUCUAGCAAGGAAUUGAUUCAGGUGAAGAGAAGAACAGUGACGAAUGUGGGUGCACAAGCUCAUGCGGUGUAUCGAGCUAGCGUGAAUAGCCCUCCCGGAGUAAAAAUAACCGUGCAACCAGAGACGUUGGAGUUCAGAAAACUAGAGGAUAAAGCAAGCUAUAGUGUAAUAUUUGAAACCAACAUAACAUCUCCAUCUGCCUCUCAUCAUUUUGGAGAGAUAAGAUGGACAUGCAUAGAGGGAGGAACACACGUUGUUCGUAGUCAAGUUGUUCUGCAAUGGCAAUCUGCAGUUUAAUCUACUUUGACAUUGAUGCAUUGUUUAUGGCACUCCCAACUUGACAUUGCAUUGCAGUCAUUACAGCUGCUUCAUUUGUGUAUUCCAAUUAAUAAUCAGGCAAGGAAUUUGGAAUGCUUUCCUUCUCAAAGAAAUCUUAUUACAUUUAACCUUUUUUUAAUAAUU
Messenger RNA from Cryptomeria japonica (Japanese cedar), 2738 nucleotides. RefSeq names its product subtilisin-like protease SBT1.7. Gene Ontology annotation, biological process: proteolysis. The record is from RefSeq and is a predicted model, not a curated record. Lineage: Eukaryota; Viridiplantae; Streptophyta; Pinopsida; Cupressales; Cupressaceae. The transcript has a single exon. Gene Ontology annotation, molecular function: serine-type endopeptidase activity. Bases 273 to 2573 code for a protein of 766 amino acids.